AUGAUCUUUGUGGUCUUGUUGCUAAUUCCUUUGUCUGUGAGCUGCUUCAGCCAUGGUAAAUGUUUUCCAUAUAGCUGCGCACGACCCUGUACAACUAAAUCUGUCCACAACAAAGUUUUACAUGUCUUACAAAUCAUUUUUACUUCGAAUGAACCUCAGAACAAGGAAGUCCUUCUGUGGCAUACGAGAUUUUCGGUCUCCUGCUAUACAGCUGUAUUUUCUGUACAGAAUAUAUUUUGAAUUUAUUACAGCUCUAAGACAGCCCGAUCAUCUAAAAUACACAAAUGACAGUCUGCCCGAUGACGUCAAGGUCUACCAAUACGACCUCAAAUUCACUCCGUAUUUCAGCUACUACAACUACAGUAUCCCGGACGGUAAGAGCUUCCUUUUUCCCACAAUUAAUUUCAACAUUACUGUACAGGGAAACAAGGAACAUUCGAUGGAGAAGUGGCCAUUCAUUUCUCAGUCCUCGAAGUCUCAUUUUCGAUUGAGCUGAAUGCUGGGGUAAAUAUUUUGUCAGUACAUCUGCUAUCAACUGAAAACCAACUUCAUGUCACUGAUAUCCGCAGAACCUUAGACGAUCAUAUACUGAUUUUUUCGGAAGAGGCACUUCAACCGAAUGUUAAUUACACCCUAAAAUUUGUCUUCAACGGGCUGUUGCAUAAGGCGGAAAAUGCAGGCAUAUUUACCCACGAAUACGUUGAUAAAUAUGGGCAUAAUACGUAAGAGAUCUGUUUGAUUACAUUGCUCUUCUUAUUUAUGAAGUAUUUUUUGUGAAAUCAACAGUACAUAUAUUCAUUUCAGAUCACUUUUGGCAACCCAGUUUGAAACGAUUGCCGCCAGAGACGCAUUCCCAUGCUUCGACGAUCCAUUUUUCAAAUCAAAAUUCGUUGUAUCGCUGGUACAUCCCGUCAACUCCACAGCUUACAGUAACAGCAAACCUGUGAGCACAACGGUCUUAAAGUAAGUCCACAAUAACAUUGAAUAUCGAAUACAUCAGUGACAAUCAAGCAUUGACAAACUUUGAGCCUACUGUAGACCUUCCGACAUACCUUUUCGCCUUUGCCAUUGGAGAUUUUGCCGAAGCUGUCACGAAAUCCAAGAGAGGAGUUACGGUAGGUAGAACAAUCAAGAAUAACAGAUUUUUUAAGAUUCGGGCCAUAUCUACCAUCGACAGCGAUGGGUGUUUAAAGCGCUCUGCCGACUGGGCUGCGCAGUGUUUGGAUAUAAUGGAGGAAUUCGUCGAUGUACCUUAUCCUUUGGAAAAACUUGGUGAGUCUGCCAGGUAUACCGUCUUUUGUUAAUCAUCCAAGAUUACUGUAUUUUUAUUGGACCACCUUUUCAGACCAUCUGGAAACAAUUGAUCAUUUUUCUGGUGGAAUGGAAAACUUUGGGCUUAUAACGUACAAAGAUUAUUUGACAACAUACAUCGACCAAACGCUGGACAUUGAAGCCUACGGUGUUAGCGUGAUUUGUCAUGAGACUGCACACCUAUGGUAUAAAAAAGUUUUCAUGCUUAGAACAUGUUGUUUCAGGUUCGGUGAUCUCGUGACAGGAAAACGAUGGGGCCUUGAAUUUCUCCACGAGUCCUUCGCAACGUACUUUGAAUAUGAAGCGACCAAGAAAGUCGACUCUUUCUUCUAUAACGCCGUGAGAUGCUGAAAAGGCUUAAAAAAGUUUUUUAGGAACUUUCUCAAGCCAAAUUUGCAAUGGAAUUACCAUACCAUGUGAGGGAAAAGAAUCAUCCAAUCGCUGACGAAAUUAGUCGUUUUGACAGUAAGUAAAGCAAGAUUAUGCUUAUUUACGCCUGCGCUUAGAGAUUACAUACGACGUUGGCGCGCAUUUGCUCUACAAUAUUGCCACUCUUACUGGAGAAAACUUCACGAAAGCGUUGAAAAUUUAUCAGGAGCGUUUUGCCUACCAAACUGUCGAUCUGGACGACCUUCUUCAAGUCUUUGACGAGGUAUAUUUUACUACGAUAAGCAUGGCAUUGUAAUAUAAUUGAAGUUUAAUAGGUUAAUCUACAACUUUAUAGCUGUACGGCAGUAUCUUCAUGGGCAACCUCAAAUUUUCCGAUGUAAUGAAAGAGUUCUUCACCGUUACCGGCGUCCCGACGAUCAACAUCACGCUGACUGAGACCGGCGAUUAUUCGGUUCAACAGGUUCCGAACGAGAAUGGAAAGUCCUGGAAUGUACCGUUGAUAUAUUAUGAUAUUGCCACCAACGAAACACAUUUCCACCUUGUUCCAGCAAGUUCAAAGGCACCGUCGACCUUCUCUGGAGAUCGUCAGUAUCUUUUUAACCCAACGCUUAGUAUGUUCGCCGAGGUUAACAUUGAAAGUUCCGUAUGGGAUAAGACCUUGGCCAACAACUCGUUUGGGGUGCUGUCAGGACUUCAGCAAUUGUCUGUCUUGCUGCAAAUCGCAAGAGCGGACGCUGCAAGAGCCGAGAAAGUGUUAACGGAGCAUGCCAAGUCGACCAAUUCUAUCGUUUAUCCAACACUACCCUUUGCUCUAGAAAGAUAUUUGGUAAUCAUUUACAAAUAGAACAAGAUUCAAGCUUUUUUAGUAAUUUGCUUUGCUUUUCAGAGACAACAGCGCGCUGAUACAACUCUACUGGAAGCCUUGUUGGAAAAAUUCGACUUUACGGCAACUGUCGAGAACAGGUAAAUACAUCAAUCUUCACUAUGUAAUGCAACUUACAAGCAUGGCGAAGUUGUUAGAACCAACCAAAAACUAUUUUUUCAGAGUUUUCGGUAAAUUUGUCUUGGCACCGGCCGUUCGUCACAAGAUUCCACACAUUGUAAAUACGACCCAACAACUGUUCGAUAAUUUCGUCAAGGAUUGCGCUCCAGGAGAAGACGUGAGUAAGUGCACACAGUAAGUUUUAAAGGCCUAUAUCUAAUUCACUUCAGGAUUCCACCGGAAUUCCGUCCAGCGGUGUACUUGCAAGGGAGCACAACCGAGGAUGGAGCCAACUUUCUGCAAGACUACAAGAAACGAAUCAUGUCUCAUAAGCUUGUGAAAUUCUUGAGGCCGGAAUGGAAACGGCUAGAUGGAGUGCUACGAGUAGAAAAACCAUGUCAAUCUCAUUUCUCGGGAUAA
This is a messenger RNA of Bursaphelenchus xylophilus (pine wood nematode), 3103 nucleotides long. The record is from the annotation of a GenBank genome assembly. Lineage: Eukaryota; Metazoa; Nematoda; Chromadorea; Rhabditida; Aphelenchoididae.